AUGUCAUCGAUGGUGUUAGCCAACGUGAGACAGACAAUUAUUACAGCAACUGGAGUUCAAAGUGUUGAGUUCGAGGUUGGAGAAAUUGUCACUUAUUAUGCUGCUUCAGAAAUAUCAAAACCAAAUUCAAUGCUAUCUCCAUCGUUUAAAAGAAGAGUCUCUUUUGGCGAUCUCAGGCUGUACAAAGGCAAAGACAAUUUAGAUUUUCUAUUCGACAAUGUAAUCAAUAAGAGUCGUAUGGUGAGCGAGUCUUUUUCCAAGUUAAUAUAUGGAGACUUAUCUCAAAACACACUUCCCUUAAUUGGAAUGUAUCCUUCUGUUGACAAACUAAUUACCAUUGGAUUUGACGGAAAUUGCACAGCUUAUCUUCAGAAAAAUAAUAUUGCUCUUACCUAUGCAAGUAAUCUUCUGUAUUGUCAAGGCCUUGAGCGAGUGUUAACUGGUUUUUUAUCUGCAGCUCCCCUAAGUCCGAGUCAACCCUCUUCAACACUUGUGACAAUAUUUUCAAUUCUGGGAAUUUGUGGAACAUGUAUUUGCGCUUGCUGUGCCAAUGUCAUUUCAUUCAAUGUUUGGAACCAAAUCCAUUCUUUGAGAAUGAUGAUAAAUUAUAUUCCAGUUGAAAUCCUUGACAGAAAUGACAAUUUAAAGAAUUAUAUUCUUAAUCAUACCAUUUCCCUCUCAAAGAAUGAUAAACUUGCCACAAAGAAGUCCAAAGACGGUGAUUCAAUGUAUGACCUAAAAUUAAUUUUCAAUUCAAGUGUAGAAGGCACCAUUUUGUCAAAAGAAAGUGGAGAAAUAGAAUUAUUCAACAACGCUGGGCUAUCAAUGUUUGGUAUCAAAAUCAUAGAAAUACUGGGAACAUCCAUGUAUGAAAUUUUUGACUCUGCUGUUCGUGACGUUAAAAUUGACUUAAUAUUCAAAUUAUUCGCUGUUCGGCGUCAUGCAGGAGUUAUUGGAACCAAGAAAUUUGCUUAUGAUUUAUGGGGAGAUACAAUCAACGUCGCUUCCAGAAUGGAAUCUACCUCUCUUGCCGGAAGAAUUCAGGUGUCAAGAUCUACCUACGCUCGAGUGUAUAACCUGGGAUAUCAAUUCGAAGAAAGGGAGGUGGAAUUGAAAGGUAAGGGAGUUGUAAAAAGCUACCUAUUGAACGAAAAGCAUCACGGCCACCCAUCCCACACAAGUAAUCAUACCAAAGAAACGCCACCACCUCAAACAAUUCCUCUUGUUGUUGAAGAUUUGGGUCAAUCCACACAUCAUCAAUAA
Molecule: messenger RNA, 1263 nt
Organism: Naegleria fowleri
Lineage: Eukaryota; Heterolobosea; Eutetramitea; Acrasida; Naegleriidae
Exons: 5
Coding region: 1-1263 (420 amino acids)
Biological process (GO): cyclic nucleotide biosynthetic process; intracellular signal transduction
Molecular function (GO): phosphorus-oxygen lyase activity
Source: RefSeq, a predicted model, not a curated record